GAUUUCAUUUGGAUUUUAGCUUGCAACUCGUGCGGUGGACAACUUUGGAGUUGUUCUUGUGUGUGUCUGUGUCCUAUACACCUACAAAUAAGCAUUUAUAUACUAUAUAUAUAUAUAUACUAAGUGCCCGCGAUGAAAUUCCUAAUCUGUGCACUGCUCGCCGCGGCGUCCUACGUGGCGGCUUCUGAAAUUAAACUGGAGGAGGGUGUCAUUGUAGCGACCGUGGACAACUUCAAACAAGUGAUUGCCGAUAAUGAAUUUGUGCUCGUCGAAUUCUAUGCACCCUGGUGUGGACAUUGCAAGGCUCUGGCUCCCGAGUAUGCCAAGGCUGCCCAGCAACUGGCCGAGAAGGAAUCUCCCAUUAAGCUUGCCAAGGUAGAUGCCACCGUUGAGGGUGAACUGGCCGAACAGUACCAGGUCCGUGGCUAUCCUACGCUCAAGUUCUUCCGCAGCGGAUCGCCUGUCGAGUACAAUGGUGGACGUCAGGCCGCCGAUAUUAUUUCGUGGGUGACCAAGAAGACUGGUCCACCGGCCAAGGACUUGACCAGCGUGGAUGAGGCCGAGCAGUUCCUGAAGGAUAAUGAGAUCGCGAUCAUUGGUUUCUUCAAGGAUGUGGAAUCCGAGGAGGCUAAGAUCUUCACCAAGGCAGCCAACGCUUUGGACUCCUUUGUCUUUGGUGUUAGCAGCAACGCUGAUGUUAUUGCCAAAUACGAAGCCAAGGACAAUGGCGUCGUUCUCUUCAAGCCCUUCGAUGAGAAGAAAUCCGUGUUUGAUGGCGAGCUGAACGAGGAGAAUCUCAAGAAAUUCGCCCAGGUUCAGUCUCUGCCUCUGAUUGUUGACUUCAACCAUGAGUCGGCUGCCAAGAUCUUCGGUGGUUCCAUCAAGUCUCAUCUGCUGUUCUUCGUGUCCAAGGAGGCUGGCCACAUUGAGGCCCAUGUUGAUCCAUUGAAGGAGAUCGCCAAGAAGUACCGUGAAGAGAUUCUGUUCGUGACCAUCUCAUCCGAUGAGGAAGAUCACACUCGCAUCUUUGAAUUCUUCGGCAUGAACAAGGAGGAGGUUCCCACCAUUCGUCUGAUCAAGUUGGAGGAGGAUAUGGCCAAGUACAAGCCCGAGUCUAGCGAUCUGUCUGCCGAGACCAUUGAAGCUUUCCUCAAGAAGUUCCUCGAUGGCAAACUGAAGCAGCAUCUGUUGUCCCAGGAAUUGCCCGAGGAUUGGGAUAAGCAGCCCGUCAAGGUGCUCGUCUCCAGCAAUUUCGAGGAUGUUGCCUUGGACAAGAGCAAGUCUGUUCUGGUUGAGUUCUAUGCCCCAUGGUGCGGUCACUGCAAGCAGCUGGCACCCAUCUACGAUCAGCUGGCCGAGAAGUACAAGGAUAAUGCCGACAUUGUGAUUGCCAAGAUGGACUCCACUGCCAACGAGCUGGAGAACAUCAAGAUCUCAUCCUUCCCCACCAUCAAAUACUUCCGCAAGGAGGACAACAAGGUCAUCGACUACAAUCUGGACAGGACUUUGGACGAUUUCGUCAAGUUCCUCGAUGCCAACGGUGAGGUUGCCGAUGCCGAGCCCGCUGAGGAGGCCGAAGAGGAGGAGGCGGCGCCCAAGAAGGACGAGUUGUAAAUUAACAACAUCUAUAUAACAACAAAAAUCCAACAAUAACAACAACACACACACACACUUACAAACAAAAACAAACAGCAACGUACAUUCUGUAGUUUAUUCUUGUCUUCGGCCAAGGAUCCAAUUCCAAUGAGUUUUUGUCAUUGCUCCCAGUCCUGGCCGUGGCUAAUUUCAAAUCCUAAUUUGUUUGCCUAAAAAAUAGCAUGAUUUUGUUGUGAUUGCAACGCAAUUUCACGCUCAUUCAUCGCAUUAAAGCGCGGAGCAUUUUGGCAGUGCCUUAUUGGCCGCGUUUUAUUGUGUGAUUUGCGUAGCCUAGAAUUCAGUUUUAUUGAAGUUGUAACCGAAAAUGAAAAUCGAUAAAUUUUUUAAUAUAUGUAAUCUUUUUUUAAGUUUUCUAUUUGGAAUUUGUAGAAGCAUUGAGAAAGAACUGAUUAAGGACUUAACAAAUAAAGUUGGUAACAACAUUAAAAACA
Messenger RNA from Drosophila innubila, 2087 nucleotides. It is a transcript of the gene Pdi, whose product is annotated as protein disulfide-isomerase. Gene Ontology annotation, biological process: response to endoplasmic reticulum stress; protein folding. NCBI's taxonomy places the organism in Eukaryota, Metazoa, Arthropoda, Insecta, Diptera, Drosophilidae. The transcript has 2 exons. Gene Ontology annotation, molecular function: protein disulfide isomerase activity. Gene Ontology annotation, cellular component: endoplasmic reticulum. The record is from RefSeq and is a predicted model, not a curated record. The coding region runs from base 133 to 1614 and encodes 493 amino acids.